GAAAGGGUACAUCUGUUGUCAAACAUGGCUGCUCCCGUGGAUGACAUGUUUUCCCUCUGUGUGGACCCGGGUAAAGUCACCGGCAGCGUGGAAAUCCAGUUUAUAGACAACAUAAAGGGUAAGGGGCUCUUUGCGAAAAGAAGCAUCAAGAAGGGAGAGACCAUUUUUAUUGAGCGGCCUCUGGUUUCUUCUCAGUUUCUGUGGAAUUCCUUGUACAAAUAUAAAGCCUGUGAGUACUGCUUACGCGCUCUGGAGACUGCAGAAGAAAACGCCCGGAGACUCAGCUGCAAUCCCGCUCUCAGCCUUCCCCAUCCCGAGCUCUGCCACGUCCGGCCUGAGCUCCAUCAAGCCUGCCCUCAGUGCCAGGUGAUGUACUGCAGCAGCGAGUGUUGGCAGGUGGCUGCAGAUCAGUACCAUCGGGUUCUGUGUCUGGGUCCCUCUGAGGAAGAUCCAGACCACCCCAUCAACAAGCUUAAAGAUGCAUGGAGGAGCGUGCAUUAUCCCCCAGAGACGUCCAGCAUCAUGCUGAUGGCCAAAAUGGUCGCUGUGGUCAAACAGGCCAAAGAUAAAGCACACUGGCAGAAGCUGUUUUCUCACUUCUGCAGCCGGGCGGCGAACGAGGAGGAGGAGAUCGCCCAUAAACUCCUGGGAGAGCAGUUCAGGGGGCAGCUGGGCUUGUUGCACAGCCUUUUUAAAGAAGCACUUUAUGAUGAGCAUCUCAGUCGGUGGUUUGUUCCUGAGGGUUUCCGCUCUCUGUUUGCGUUGGUGGGAACAAAUGGCCAGGGCAUCGGCACCAGCUCUCUGAGUCAGUGGGUUCAUGCCUGUGAUGCACUGGAGCUUCCUGACCAGCAGAGGGAGCAACUUGACUCUUUUAUUGACCAGUUAUACAAGGACAUCGACAAAGAGACGGGAGAGUUUCUGAACUGCGAGGGUUCUGGACUUUAUCUGCUGCAAAGCUCCUGUAACCACAGCUGCAUCCCAAACGCAGAAGCGUCCUUCCCCAACAACAAUUUCCUGCUUCACCUCAAUGCCCUGAGUGACAUCAGCCCAGGAGAGGAGAUCUGCAUCAGUUAUUUGGAUUUCUGUCAGCGGGACAGAAGCCGACACAGCAGACACAAGAUUCUGAGAGAAAACUACCUGUUUGUCUGCUCGUGUUCAAAGUGCACGUCCCAGAUGGACGAGCUGGACGUCACAUCUGAGGAGGAGGAGGGCGAAGCAGAGGGCGAAACAGAAGGGGAUGAGAUGGAAGAUGAGAUGACAGAUGUUUGAUGAAAGGCUCUGCCAUAUUGUUCUCAGCUUUUCCCGUCCCUCUGAAACACGAGGCCAAAAAGAAUAAAGACCAGCUGAGACUGUGAUCUGCAUAUCCAGAAGCGUGAAGUGACACAUUUCACUCUGUAUUUUAGAGAUCUGUUGUCAGAUUAUACAGAACUACAAGAGAGCAAUGGAAACUGUUUCACUUGGUUGCUUUAACUCAAAAGUAUUUUUUAAAUAGCUGGAAAUUUACCUCUUGAUGUUGCAUUUAUAGUUUUUUUUCUUUAUUUGGUUAAAUCUUCUGCGAAUGAUUUGAUCAAACAUUGACACGCUUAUAAAUCCAACAAACAGUGAACAAAAUCAGUAUUCCAGAUGGAUUUCUCACAGUCAGCAGGUGGGCAGAAAAAGUUGUAGGGUUCGAAAGUCUUUAUUAAGUUCUCCUGUUUCAUUCUUUACUCAAGUAUUUUUGUAGCUUUUGAAGGAAAAUCUCACCUACUAUUCAUAUUUUUGUUGUUUUUGUAAGAUAAAACAAUAUGUACACUCUCCAUAUUUGUAUUUGGUUUUCCGUGAUUUUUAAAUUGAUAUUUAGAAAUGCUCAGGAUUGGCAUUUGUUUCUUCUAGGUUUUUAUAAUUAUCAGUUGGAAAAAUCUGAACAAAGAUAAAUGUUAACCUUUUUUCAGCAGAUCUGAUAGAUUCGUAUCUUCAGAGUUAUUUAGCUCUUUUGCUUUCAGUAUAAAUCAGUCUGGUCAGUGUAGCAUCAGACGCCAUGUGGUCAGUGUUGAUGGAUGUCCUUCCAAAUGCAGUGGUUGAGCAUUAAUAAUUAAGUGCUUUGAGAUAAACGGUUUGUGUUGCUACUCUUUUACUGUGUGACAGAAUCAGUAUUAGGACUACCUUAUACUAAAUAAUGUUCCAUACAUUUUGACAAAUGCUCAAUUCACUAUAGUCCAUUCAUGCACUUUUCAAAGCAUGACGACAUUAAUUAUGCUGACAUUGCUGGAUUUUUUUUCCUGGUUAUUAUUAAGCUCAUCUGAAACAUUCAUUAUGGAUAUAUUAUCAAAACUCUCAUCAUGUUCUGCUUUGAUUCUGCGAAAGCCUUCAUGUUACACAGGCCUGCCACAGGUAAAAGUUGAAUAAGUGAACCCUGAUAGUUUAGCUGUUUGUAACUGGUUGCUAGUUUCAGCGGCACAUACGAGAACAAGUGAAUGUUACCUGUUCUCGUUACGAGGUUUUCAUGUUUUCUUGUCUGAGCAAACUACAUCCGUUAUUUCUUCUGGAGAUUCUAGCAGUUGAAAGCUAUGGAAGAGGAUUAGGGUCACUGAAAAAAACAAAAGCAAAACCAAAAUAAUUCAGACUUUUUUAUCUAUUAGUUUAAUCUCAGACUUCUGACUUUAAGACAGGUGGGCAGCUGGAAGCAAGCAGCUUCAAUGACAGAAAGAAAAUUAGACAAGAACUAAUUUUCUUGAGGAACAUGUUGGAUUUAUGGCAUUUUUUCCAUGGUUGAUUAAAGUAAAAAUUAUUUCAUUUUUCAGUGACUCUAAUCCUCUUGUGAAAAGCAGAAUUGUCUGUUCUGAAUUUAUUUCUGAUUCAAAGCUCUUCAUCAGCAGAGCAGAAAACCAAAAACCUACCACAAAUCUUCCUGUGCUGUUAGAAUUGCAGGCUCUACCAAAGAAGCUUUUCUCUUUAGCCAACCUUGACAGAAAGCAAGGAAUGUUUAGCUUUCUGCCCUUUUAAACUUAUUUCAUACCUGACUUUAGAGUAUGGCUUUUAUUUCACAAUAACAACCUUGUAAGUUGAAAAGACAUACAGUGAAAUACAGUUUGGUUUUCAUACCACGAUCUAUGUGUUCCAGUUAAUGCUCAUGUAAUGUAUUAUGGAGACCUUGAGUGGAAAAUUGCUCUGUCAGUUACUGUUUGGCCUUUUAUUGAGAGCUGUAUAUCUCGGUUGCACAUGAGCGAAAUGGCUGCUAUUGCCUCACAUCAAGCGAUAUUUCAACAACUGUAAUCACAAAUCUGAACAUUUUCAGCUGCUGAGAAAAGAGCUGAAAUGCUUAAAUAAACCCUUCUUCUCAAUGCGCAUUUAUCACUUCCAGCUGGUUGCAUACGUUCCAUGCAAAAUGUGUUACAGCAGCAAACCAGCAGUUGUCGUUUUUAUUGCACUUUCAUAGGCUGCUGAAAUUGGAUGUUCGUUUAGUCAUUUAUCUGCCUUCAUUACACCGAACAGAAAGGCAAAUAUUUAACUCCAUCCAUAUUAAAUCUAAAUCUUUACUGAAACUGUUUUUUUUCCCAAUGGAGGAUUGUAUUGAUCUUGUUUCACAACAGAGUGUAAAACGCAAAUAAAGCAAAGGAAAUUAAACAAGAAACAGAAACCUGAAUUAAACUAUAAACCAUACCUCCAAAAUGUCCCUUUAAAAAAUAGCUUUCUCAUAGUAUGCAUAUUAUUACUUUAUUUUGAAAUUUAUCCAUGAGCAGGCCCAAACAGACAGUAGAACUUUGACUAUAAAUUUGAGAUUAAGACAUGGCAAAAGGAACAAGUAGAUAAAUAUAACAUGCGUAAGAGUUUUUGAGUGUCCCUGUGGGGCGUUGAGAGACUAAAGGAGGCAUUUCUGCUUUAAAAAAGCCAUUUCACUAAUUUGCAGCGUUUCAUUUCACUAACGCACCUGUUGCUCACCCAGUACCACUACAGGCUACUCGCAAAAAUUACCAGUGCAGGGGGCCGAUUUAAUCAAGGUCUGGAGGAAGAUGAGUUUCUUUUUGACAAAUUAUUAGAAAAAAUUGAGGGAAUAAAUGUGAUGCUGAGAAGUUCAUAUUCAGUUCAUUUUUCAAAUUGGCUUUUUUUCCCCCCCACAUACACAAGUCAGCAAGUUAAAUGUCAUAUUGAUUGAAACACUAAAGUGAUUUUCAUUUAUUAGGUGACAGUUAUACGCACUCCUUGAGUUUUCUGCUUAAAUGUCAGUGAUUAAAAAACUGAUUUAAAAGAGCUGUAAAAAGUAACUGUCAGAAACCGUAAGUUCUGAGUAAUAAAAUAAAAUGUUAAUUUGUACAGCGCAUUGCAAAAGUAUUCACACCACAUGUCUCAGCAUUUCACUUUUUGCCACUUAACUGAAAACUUCAUUUUAUUGGGGUUUUUUGUGAAACACCAACGUAAAAUAUUGCAUACCUAUCAUUGUGGAUGAAAAUUUGUAUUCAGUCAGUCUGAAUACUUUGCAGAACCUUUUAAUUACAUCUGUAGUUCUUCAUGUCUGCCGCAGCUUUGCACAUCUGGAGAAUAAAGACGAUCUGGUCAUGUUGAGCUUGCUUCAAAAAGUGCAGCCUGAGGCCACAAAGAUCACAAACAAGUAGGAUUUUCAGCAUUGUCAUUUGCACAGUCAUUUCAAAGGAUCCCUUAAUGAUCAUCUUUGCCAUCUGUUAUGAUUGAUCCAACUGCAUAGGCAUUUUAUCAAUAAAAGCACUGAA
Messenger RNA from Poeciliopsis prolifica (blackstripe livebearer), 4703 nucleotides. RefSeq names its product histone-lysine N-trimethyltransferase SMYD5-like. The record is from RefSeq and is a predicted model, not a curated record. NCBI's taxonomy places the organism in Eukaryota, Metazoa, Chordata, Actinopteri, Cyprinodontiformes, Poeciliidae. The transcript is spliced from 13 exons. Gene Ontology annotation, molecular function: protein binding; histone H4K20 methyltransferase activity. Bases 25 to 1269 code for a protein of 414 amino acids.